UAGCAAUUAAGUUGAAGGCGUUCCAGGCGACGUCGUCGAUCAGCGUCGUCGCCACACCCACCAAUGGCGGCCCGCCACCUCGCUCCAUCUGUGGUUGCCGCCCUUGUCGCCCUGCUGUGCGCGGCCGCGGCCUCCGUAGCGGCGGCGCAGCCACCCCCGCCGCUGCCGUCCAACUACCACGUCAUCACCCCGGGCAAGUACAGGAGGGACCAGCAGCUGGCCUGCAACGACGACGAAAACAACAGGACGGCGUGCGUGGCCAAGUGCGACAGGCGUUGCCCUAACCAGUGCAUCGUCCUCUGCCCAGGAUGCAAGACCUUCUGCAUGUGUGACUUCUACCCCGGCGUGUCGUGCGGCGACCCCCGCUUCACCGGCGGCGACGGCAACAACUUCUACUUCCACGGCAAGAAGGACAAGGACUUCUGCAUCCUCUCCGACGCCAACCUCCACAUCAACGCCCACUUCAUCGGCAAGCGCAGCCCCGCCAUGAGCCGCGACUUCACCUGGAUCCAGGCCCUCGGCGUCCGCUUCGCCGACCACCGCCUGUACAUGGGCGCCGCCAAGACCGCCAUGUGGGACAACGACGUUGAUCGCCUGGAGCUGGCCUUCGACGGCGCCCCCAUCGACAUCCCUACCGAGAUCGGCGCCGUGUGGCAGUCCGCCGCCGCGCCUGGGCUCACCGUCACCAGGACCGCCACCACCAACGGCGUCAGGGUGCAUCUCAAGGGGGUGUUGGACAUCAUGGCCAACGUGGUGCCCAUCAGCGAGGAGGACUCCCGCAUCCACAACUACGGCGUCACCGACGACGACAGCCUCGCGCACUUCGACCUCGGCUUCAAGUUCCUCGACCUCUCCGACGACGUCCACGGCGUCCUCGGCCAGACCUACCGCUCCGACUACGUCAACCAGCUCAGCGUGAGCUCCAAGAUGCCCGUCAUGGGUGGGGCGCCCAAAUACGUCGUCUCAGACAUCUUCGCCACCGACUGCGCCGUCGCAAGGUUCGGUCGUGCCGGCGGCAUCUCCAUGGUCACUUCUAGGGCCUACUAAACUCCUCCAUCGUUGUGAUGUACUACUUGGACGUUGCCGUGGAUGCAGCAAGCAUGACGCAUCACCUUUCACCUAUACUGUGGUAAUAAUAAUCGUUUCGCGGUCAGAUGCAUGCAAAUUUCAUCACAGUCUAUAUAUAUAGUCAUCGGAUGCAGUAAUAAUAAAUUUAUUAUUUACCAA
Panicum virgatum (switchgrass) is the source of this 1227-nucleotide messenger RNA. RefSeq lists its product as uncharacterized. The record is from RefSeq and is a predicted model, not a curated record. The transcript is spliced from 2 exons. The coding region runs from base 64 to 1047 and encodes 327 amino acids. Lineage: Eukaryota; Viridiplantae; Streptophyta; Magnoliopsida; Poales; Poaceae.